Dovyalis caffra is the source of this 1587-nucleotide messenger RNA. The record is from the annotation of a GenBank genome assembly. Lineage: Eukaryota; Viridiplantae; Streptophyta; Magnoliopsida; Malpighiales; Salicaceae.
AUGGGAUCACCUUUUGGGCCCCUUGGAAUGCCACCUCCUGGAGCACUUCAGCCACUUGCUCCUAGCAUGUCACCUGCUCCAGGUCCUCCAAUUAGUCCUGGUGUCUUCAUUCCACCAUUUUCUCCACCAGUUGUUUGGGCUGGCACCCGAGGUGUGGAGAUGAAUUUGCUAGGCGUUCCCCCGGCUCUCUCUGCUGUCCCUCCUGGGCCAGGAGGCCCAAGGGGAGUGCCUCCAAGCAUAUCUGGUCCUGGUUUUAAUGCUUCUGGACCAGUUGGACGAGGAACACCACCGGAUAAAAAUGCCGGGGGUUGGGUUCCUCCUAGAAAUAAUGGUCCUCCUGGCAAAGCUCCUUCAAGAGGAGAACAGAAUGAUUAUUCGCAAAAUUUUGUUGAUACUGGUAUGCGACCCCAGAAUUUUAUCAGAGAGCUAGAGCUGACCAAUGUUGUCGAGGAUUACCCCAAGCUUAGGGAGCUUAUACAGAAAAAGGAUGAGAUUGUGGCUAAAGUUGCUGCACCUCCCAUGUACAUGAAAUGCGACCUGCACGAGUUUGAGCUGUCAUCAGAGUUCUUUGGAACCAAGUUUGAUGUUAUUUUGGUGGACCCUCCAUGGGAGGAAUAUGUUCAUCGAGCUCCUGGUGUUGCUGACCAUAUGGAGUAUUGGACGUUUGAAGAUAUACUAAAUCUUAAGAUUGAGGCAAUAGCAGAUACUCCUUCUUUUAUCUUCCUCUGGGUGGGUGAUGGUGUUGGUCUUGAGCAAGGCCGCCAAUGCUUAAAGAAGUGGGGAUUUCGAAGAUGUGAGGAUAUUUGUUGGGUGAAGACCAACAAAAGCAAUGCAACUCCAGGGCUGCGGCAUGAUUCUCAUACUUUGUUUCAGCAUUCAAAGGAACACUGCUUGAUGGGUAUAAAAGGAACAGUUCGUCGCAGCACUGAUGGCCACAUAAUCCAUGCUAAUAUUGAUACUGAUGUAAUUAUUGCUGAGGAACCUCCUUAUGGUUCAACACAAAAGCCUGAAGACAUGUACCGAAUAAUUGAGCAUUUCUCUCUAGGCCGCAGAAGGCUUGAGCUCUUUGGAGAAGAUCAUAAUAUCCGGUCUGGUUGGCUGACUGUUGGCAAAGGAUUAACUUCAUCAAAUUUCAAUUCUGAGGCAUACAUCAAGAAUUUUGCUGACAAGGAUGGGAAAGUUUGGCAAGGAGGGGGCGGAAGAAAUCCCCCUCCUGAGGCCCCACAUCUUGUUGUGACUACCCCUGAUAUAGAGGCUUUACGCCCGAAGUCACCAAUGAAGAACCAGCAGCAACUGCAGCAGCAACAAUCAGUAUCUAUUUCUCUUACAACACCCAAUUCCUCCAACAGAAGAACAGCAGGAAAUUCUCCCCAGAAUCCAGGCACUUUCAGUUUAAACCAAGAGGCCUCUGGCUCUAACCCUUCAACUCCGGCCCCUUGGGCAUCUUCGCCGAUGGAAGGCUUUAGAGGACGAGAAGGUGGGAAUAUGCCUUCAGAGGACAAGGUUUUUGAUAUGUAUGGUUAUAGUGGGCAGGCAAAUGGAGAUUAUCUAGAUUUUGAUUCUCAGAGACCUAUGAAUUUGUCGUAA